Messenger RNA from Paraphaeosphaeria sporulosa, 560 nucleotides. RefSeq lists its product as uncharacterized. Bases 8 to 253 code for a protein of 81 amino acids. The transcript has 6 exons. The record is from RefSeq and is a predicted model, not a curated record. Lineage: Eukaryota; Fungi; Ascomycota; Dothideomycetes; Pleosporales; Didymosphaeriaceae.
CAUCAAAAUGUCGGCUUCGCUGGCCCCAGAGUGCAACCAAGUGAAAGAGCGGUACGACACCUGCUUCCUGAAAUGGUACAGCGAGAAGUUCCUCCGCGGCGCCGCAACCACGGAUGAGUGCGACCCACUCUUCAAGCAAUACGAGCAGUGUCUUUCGAAAGUAUUGAAAGAUCGGGGCAUCGACAAGAUGGUCAAGGAAGCACGAGACGACAAUCGUGAAAAUGAUGCAGAGCACAUGAAGCCUAAGCGAUAACGGCCAUCAUUGCUCUUGGAGCCUGCGGCGUAUGCGGCGUUCACGUCUGAUGUUCAAGCUCAAAGCUCAAAGUUCAUGAGACCUUUGUAAUAUAGAAUCACCUGGACGGGAAAAGGAGGGAGACCAAUUCAUCAUUGGCAUUUGUAUUUGUAUUCGUAGUUCCGACGGAAGAAGGAACAACUUCACUCUCCGAAAUGACCAAAUCCUUCACACAUCGCGUUGAUCGUUUCGGGAAACGGCCUAGGGCCAGGGCUCGUUUCAAACUAGUCGAUGACAAAAAGCGCGAACAAAAGGUCCACACCUUGCA